GUGGUGCCAUCUGUUCCAAAUUGGAUGAGUCAUUUGUUAAAUUGAAAACAAAUGGAUUUUGAUAGUUGAAAAAUAAUGCCAAAUAAUUUUCGAAAUGAGAAAUUAUUCCGUUCAAAAAUGAGAGAAAAGGGUCAGAGUUGCAAGCCGUCGCGUUCGUAAGAGAGAUUGAUGGCUGGUAUUAGUUGGUACCAAUCAAAUGGAAAAUGCUCCACCCAAGAGCACGGAAUGAGCUCCGACCAAAUCCCCCUGUACUCUUUAGGAGAUGUCCAACUGCGGUUCCUCUGCCCUGAGGAUCUAGACGAGGUGCGAGCCCUGUGCCAGGACUGGUUCCCCAUCGAGUACCCCUUCUACUGGUACGAGGAGAUCACGUCGAGCACCAGGUUCUAUUCUCUCGCAGCAGUGUACAACCAGGCCAUAAUCGGGUUAAUUGUGGCCGAAAUCAAACCGUACGCUAGUCUCAAUGAGGAGGACUCGGGGAUCCUUGCAAAAAAAUUCGCCGAGCGCUCGGACAUCGCCUAUAUUUUGUCCUUGGGGGUCCUCAAACAGUACCGCAGAAACGGGAUUGCCUCUCUAUUAUUAGAUUCCCUCAUUACACACCUGACCACUAGCGAAAGGAGGAAAGUCAAGGCUGUCUUUUUGCAUGUGCUUACAACGAAUUCCGCUGCCAUUAAAUUUUAUGAACAUAGAAAAUUUAGACUUCACAGUUUUUUGCCUUAUUAUUAUUCGAUUAAAGGUCGGUGCAAAGAUGGGUUCAUGUAUGUGCUCUACAUCAAUGGGGGCCAUCCGCCGUGGACAAUCUAUGAUUAUGUUAAAUUCAUGUGUGGGAAGGUGUUGAGCGGCGGGGGAUUUUUUCCAUGGAUUUUACUCAACGUAAAUCGAGCCAUUCAAUGGAUUUGGAACUCCAAAUCCAACACCCAACAUGAAGAAAAUUAACUAUUUAAUCUAGUCCAACAAACCAGUUCCCCACGUCUGGAACUACGUUUGUUACGUUUUGUAUAUAUUAGGGCGAUUUAGUCAGUCAUCACUCAGAAAUUACUGUUAUUUCAGGUACCUGUUGUAAACAUUUUUAAAUUUAAUAUAUUCAUUACUUGAGU
Messenger RNA from Tribolium madens (black flour beetle), 1094 nucleotides. RefSeq names its product N-alpha-acetyltransferase 60. Gene Ontology annotation, cellular component: Golgi membrane. The coding region runs from base 169 to 933 and encodes 254 amino acids. Lineage: Eukaryota; Metazoa; Arthropoda; Insecta; Coleoptera; Tenebrionidae. The record is from RefSeq and is a predicted model, not a curated record. The transcript is spliced from 5 exons. Gene Ontology annotation, biological process: N-terminal peptidyl-methionine acetylation. Gene Ontology annotation, molecular function: histone acetyltransferase activity; protein-N-terminal amino-acid acetyltransferase activity.